This is a messenger RNA of Plasmodium inui San Antonio 1, 2658 nucleotides long. Its product is annotated as DNA mismatch repair protein MLH1. NCBI's taxonomy places the organism in Eukaryota, Apicomplexa, Aconoidasida, Haemosporida, Plasmodiidae. The coding region runs from base 1 to 2658 and encodes 885 amino acids. Gene Ontology annotation, cellular component: MutLalpha complex. The record is from RefSeq and is a predicted model, not a curated record. The transcript has a single exon. Gene Ontology annotation, biological process: mismatch repair. Gene Ontology annotation, molecular function: mismatched DNA binding; ATP-dependent DNA damage sensor activity; ATP hydrolysis activity.
AUGGAGGAACAUAACACAGUGAGGAGUGCCGGCAGGAGCAGCGUUGGGAGCAGCGGCGGGAGCAGCGGCGGGAGCAGCGGCGGUGUGAGCAACUGCCCGUCCAGCGAUAGGCGUAUCAUCAAACUGGCGGAGGAAGACAUCAACCGAAUCGCAGCCGGAGAAGUCAUUAUCCGUCCAUGCAACGCGUUAAAGGAGUUGAUCGAAAACAGUCUGGACGCGAACUCAACGAGAAUCAGUGUGCACCUGAACAAGGGAGGACUGAAAUCACUACAAAUAAUAGACAAUGGAGAUGGCAUACAUAAAGAUGACCUUCAAAUUGUAUGCGAACGAUUCACGACAAGCAAGAUAACGAACCAUAAAGAUAUCCGGUCAAUUAAAACUUUCGGAUUUCGAGGAGAGGCAUUAUCCUCCAUUUCGCACGUCUCCUAUUUGACCAUAACGACGAAGAAGAGGGAUGCCCCCUUCUGCUACACCUGUUCCUAUAAGGAUGGGAAACCAACACAAGAAGAACCCACCGUCUGUUCAGGCAAAGAUGGAACCAUCAUACGGUUCGAUGAUUUAUUUUACAAUAUGAAUGCUAGACUAAGGUCUCUAAAUCAUAAUGACGAAUACAAUAAAUGUCUCGAAGUGUUGCAGAAGUAUGCCAUUCAUUAUCCCCAUGUUGUAUUCACGUGUAAGAAAUGGCUCAGUAACACCGUCGAUCUGAAUACUCAAGGGGUGGGUAAAGGGAUCGGUGGAAUUGGAGGCAUAUACGUUAUCAAAGGGAAGCGGAAGGAACUAUUCCAGGAGCUCACAACAAUGGGGGAGGAUCCCGAAGGGCAGAUUGACCUCUCACAUGGGGGGAGUAGUACCGUCUCGAAUGACACCCCCACAGAGACAUACACAUAUACAGAAAUGGAGAGAAAAAUCCUCGACGAAGAGAAACACCUCGACAUAAAUUACGAAACGAAUUUGAACAAUGUAAAGUUAACCAUACAAAAGAUAUAUGGCAGGAAUAUCUCCAAAGAGCUCAGUUGCAUAUUCAUGAAAGAGAAGAUCCCUACCUUCUUCAAAUGCUAUGGGCUGAUAAGUAACCCUACCUAUGGAGGGAAGAAGGGAAGUUAUAUCUUCUUCAUAAACGACCGUCUAGUCGAAUCGGGGAUACUAAAGCGCAUGUGCGAAAAUCAGUAUGCUAACUUCCUUGCUAAGGGAAGCUACCCCUGGGUUUACCUCUCCCUACGGCUCAAGUACGACAUAGUGGAUGUGAAUGUCCAUCCGACGAAGAAGGAAGUACACUUCCUCUACCAGGAAGAAAUAGCAAUGCUCAUUUCGAAGCGCAUUGAGGAGUUCCUCAAAAAUUUCCACAACGCGAGGAGCUUCGGGGCGCCCACGGUCAACAUGGUGCAAACAAAGUUCGACGUGUCUUCCAUGAAGGUGGAGGUGAAGAGGGAGGAAAGUACUGCGACGAACCAAGGAAGAGGCGAUGUCGAGAGGGACACUCCACCCCCCGCCGGCACUGCCCCUAAGAAGCCCUUAGAUACCAGACGGGUGCGCACGGAUCACAGGCAAAUCACCCUGACGAAUUACUUCGUGAAGAAGGACGCGGCGAACAACGAUGAAGACACGGCGAUGGUGGUGUUCGAGGACAAGGAGUACGAAAUUCAAAAAUUGGAAGCACCCAAGCCGGCUCUCUUCAACGCCAACGUGGAAAAGCAUGUGAGCAGUACCAAGUACGACCGAUUCUACCCAUGUGAAUGUGAUGAUAUAAGCAGCGUUAGGAAGCUCAGAAAAAUCUGCAAGGAAAAGGAGAAAAAAGAACUGACCGAAUGUUUGAGAAACUCCAUAUACGUUGGAGCAGUGGAUAACUUACACAGCCUCAUUCAGUACAAAGACAAACUCCUCAUGAUAAAAAUGCCACUAAUCAUAAAAGAAAUCACCUACCAAUCGAUUCUUAAUCGAAUUGGCAGAAUCCCGCCCUUCAAAUUCGACCCUCCAAUUCCUCUCUACGAUUUGUUACUAGUAGCGAUGAGCAACUCUCAGUCAGGUUAUUUCGAAAAUCCAGACUACGUCACAAAGAACAUGGAAAGGAUCUGUAACGAGCUGGAACAAGUGUUUUACUCCUAUGAGGAAAUGUAUGCUGAUUAUUUUUCCCUCAUUAUUGAGGACGGGUGUGUGUGUACCUUCCCUGCGUGCUGUGGGGAGUAUUUUCCUGGACAAGAGUUCCUCCCUCUACUCUUCUUAAGACUAGCCACUCAGAUCGAUUAUGAGAAAGAACUCAACUGCAUCAACGGCAUAUGCUACUUGAUCGCCAAUUUCUAUUCUAAAGUGACACUGCUGGAUGAUAAGGAGUGGACAUACCAAAACGACUUACUCAUGCUGAAGGAGAAAGAAAUACAAAUGUUACAGGGUCAGGCGGCCACCGAAGGGGGAGAAGAACCCCCGGUAGACAGUGACGACCAAAGCUACCACUUCGAAAAUGUCUUGGGGGACGAAACCGUUGUGGAUGUCAAUAAACAUCUGGCGGCCUCCAAAAAUAUAAACCUCGUUUUUGAAAAAUACUUCUUCCCCAUGAUUCAGUUGAACAGCGUGAUGAAGGUCCCUGGCACAUUCUCCACCAAUGGGUACAUCAUCGAGCUGACCUCCCUCAAGCAGCUCUACAAGAUAUUCGAGCGCUGCUAG